GUUUGCUUAAGAAAACAAAUCAAAAAAAAAGUUAAACAAUAUGAAGUGGUUGUUAAUAAAAGUGAUUUUAAUCACAUGUAAUCAAAUUCUAAUAAAUGCUGAAUAUUACUCUUCUGUGCACAAAAUGUCCACUCUAAUGGAUACUGAAUUAAAAUUUUUGGAUAAUAUGGAAAUCUUUAUAAAGAAAAAUGAAAAUAAAUUGGAAUUUUUAAAAGAAAAACUUGCGGAAUAUGAAAGAGAACAUGAGGAAUUUGUAGCCAAAGGUCCAGAAUAUUUGGAAAAUCCUUUAAGUAAAUAUUUAUUAAUUAAAAGAAUAACCAGCCAAUGGGAGGGCAUCGAUAAUGUAAUGCAAUAUAAAGAGGGCGAGAAAACUUUAAAGAAAAUUAAAAAGCGUAAUAUUCAGAUUUCCGAAUAUGAGGGUGGCAUUGAUGGUUUGUUGAGGUUACAAGAUAUUUAUAGAUUAAAUACCUCCGAUAUAGCUCGGGGCAUAUUGCAAGGUGUACAAUAUGAUUUUCAAUUGGAAACACGUAUUUGUUACGAUAUCGGUCAAAGAGCUUUAGCUACCGAUUUCUUUAGAUUAGCCUAUUCUUGGUUAAAAGAAGCUUUAAAAAGGUUCCCGAAGGCGUCUGAAACUGAGUAUAAAAAUGAGUUUUCUUUUACCAAAUUGGAAAGACUAGAUAUUGAAUUGGCUUUAGCUAAUGCUAAAUAUAAAUUGGGUGAUGUUAGAGGUGCUAAUCAAUCAUAUGUGGAUUUGAUUAAUUUAUAUCCUGCUAAUGAAAGAAUAGCUAAACUUUAUGCAGAAUUUUCAAAAGAAUCUGCCGAUAAAGCUUCAAUUGAAGUGGAUUAUACUAUAGAUCAUGAGCCUCUGGUAAAAAAUCUCGCUUCUGCUAGUCAAUCGCUACUAUACAAAUACACCUGUGCCAAUAUUUUGAAAAAAACACCCACCGAAGAACGUGAUUUACGUUGUAGCUAUAUUACUGAAACUCAUCCGUUUCUAAUUUUGGCUCCCAUUAAAGUGGAAGAAAUGAAUCAUUAUCCGCUUUUAUUAGUAUUUCACGAUAUUAUAUCCGAUAGGGAAAUAGCGAUAGUAAAAAAUCUCACAUCCGCCAUUCAAAGAGCAACUGUAAUGGGUACAAAUAGUUCCGUAGUAUCUAAUGUACGCACUAGCCAAUUUACUUUUGUUUCGGUUAAAAGACAUCCAGUACUAAGGGUAAUUGAUCAACGUGUUGAAGAUAUGACCAAUCUUAAUAUGAAAUAUAGUGAAGAUCAUCAAUUUGCUAACUACGGUAUUGGCGGACAUUAUGGUGAACAUCAUGAUUUCUUUUAUGAAGCCUUUUUGACUCCCGAAAGAGUGAGUCUGUUUGAAAUGGGCAAUCGCAUAGCCACGGUAUUAAUUUAUCUUAGUGAUGUAGAACAGGGUGGUGGUACCGCCUUUCCCUAUAUGAAAAGUCACUUAUUGCCCAAGAAGGGAGCUGCUGCCUUUUGGUAUAAUUUACAUGCUUCUGGUGUUGGUGAUAAACGUACUUUACAUGGUGCUUGUCCCAUUAUAGUGGGUUCUAAGUGGGUUCAAAAUCGUUGGAUACGUGAAAAUGAUCAAAGUGAUCGACAUCCUUGUUUGUUAUAUGAUGAUUCUUUGUAAUACUAUUUAAUGUUUUAUAUUUUAGUUAAGAUUUAAAUUGUAAACUGGAGGCGUGAUUAUGGCC
Lucilia sericata (common green bottle fly) is the source of this 1703-nucleotide messenger RNA. Its product is annotated as prolyl 4-hydroxylase subunit alpha-1-like. Gene Ontology annotation, biological process: peptidyl-proline hydroxylation to 4-hydroxy-L-proline. The record is from RefSeq and is a predicted model, not a curated record. Gene Ontology annotation, molecular function: L-ascorbic acid binding; protein binding; iron ion binding. Gene Ontology annotation, cellular component: endoplasmic reticulum. The transcript has 8 exons. NCBI's taxonomy places the organism in Eukaryota, Metazoa, Arthropoda, Insecta, Diptera, Calliphoridae. Bases 41 to 1639 code for a protein of 532 amino acids.